AUGACGGAGCCAGAUCGCUCCCGUCGCAGCGGCGGCGGCCCACAAGGCUCCUCCAAAUCCAAGCAGCAUUUCGAGGUGGCUGCCGACGAGUAUCAGGCUCCCUUCCAGCUGCCAGCCAAGAAGAACGUCGUUGUUGAAGCUGUUCAGGAGUCCCAGCACGUCGAAGAGGCCGAUCUCGCUGCUUUCGCCUCCUCGCCUUACUUUGACGACCAGGAAGCACGAGAGGCGAUAGAAUGGGCUCAGUCCCAGCGCCAGGCCGAGAUCGAUGCCAGCAAUGGUGCUGACGGAGACGGUGCCGUCCAAAUCGGUGGUCGACGACGCCGACGAGACAGUCAAGUCGGCAGCUACGACGAGGGUGGCAGCAUCUUUGAUGGACCCGGUGCCGGUGCGGUGCCCAGUUCGGUCAGCAGUAUGCGUCACGAGAUGGCCAGGCCAGAACUUGGUCGUCGCACCUCACGCAGCUCGCGUCGCCGCAUCUCGAUGGAAGGUCGCUCGCCUCGUCGCACGCGCAAGCUUUCUAGCGCUUCCGCACAGAGCGAAGCCAUCACUGUAUCGAGCGAACGCAGCGUCUCGCCAGAUUCGGUGGCUGGUCGUCGUAAGCCAGCAAGCCAGCGCAGCGGUAGCACAUAUCACUUUGGCCGCAGAAAGCGUGUCCCGGAAGACGCUGAUCUUACUGGGACCAGUCAGCCUAAGGGCAUGCUUGGCUCCAUUCUUGCUUCUAUCCGUGGUGAUCGCGGCGACGACGACAACGAUGAUGCUCGCAGCCGCCAUUCUUUCUCCCGACCUCUUCUCUCUCGAAGACGCUCCUCUGGCUCUGCGAUCUCCUCUCGAGCUGGCAGAUCCGAUGCAGGUCGUGAUGAUGAUGACGACGAGGACGAUUACGACAACAGCAGAGGUUGGAGCGAUGAUGACUACGGCUUCGACGACGAGCAAGACGAAGACGACGACUCCUAUCACUCCUCGGAUGACGACGCCUCCAACCGCAACGGUAUCCUUCCCUCCGCCUUUGGUACACUGAGUGGCGCAAUCGACCCUGUUUUUGGCGACACUCGCUACUCCACCGACCAUCCACCAGAGGAUGAGCUGGAUGCCGAGCUUGCUGGUCGCGAUCUGGAAGAAGGAGAGGCGUCCGGAUUCGGUCGCUCCGAGGGUGAUCUCAGGUCCAACUCGCACCUCCGCACCCAAGCGACAAGUGCCGCCACUGCACAGGCCAAAGAGGAGAUGAGCUUCCUCGACAAGUCAUCCAAGAGCAGACAGCAGGUCUAUCUCACAGAGGAGGACACGCUCAUCCGUUUCACCGGCUACAAGACGCUCGUCGGAAACCAAAUCAUCUACUCGAUCGUCUGCUGCCUCUCCCUCGGCAUUGUCUACCUCUUGGGACGAUGGCUGCCUCGUUUCCGACUCAAGUACGUCUGCAAGGAGGUCGAGUUCGAAAAGGCCGAGUUCAUCAUGAUCGAGAACCAGUGGGGUGAUCUUCACAAGGAAAGGACUACGACGAUUCCUUUUGCCCGUCCCCUUGCAACUGUCUUCCCGCACUCGUCCCGCGAGCCACCUUCCACCCAGGCCGAGGCGCAAUCUAUGCCGACCAUCAACUUGCCUCCCGAGCUGGUCAGCAAGAGCAAUGCGCCUUCCAAGUCCGCCUCUGCCAGGAGCAGUAUCAUCAAUGGCGGUAGUGCUGCAAAUGGUACUGGCAAUGGCACUAGCAACGGCAGCGAGGUGCCUGCAACUGGCGGCCUUCCUAUGCUUUCGGGUGUGCAAACAGAGCAGCUCAUGGACCUCACCUUUUUCGACUAUCGCUACACUCGCUACGCACUGCACCCGCCUACGGGCCGUCUUCGUAUGGUCAAGGACUGGCGUGAUCCGCUCUGGACCUCACUCGGCGCCAUCAACAACGGUAUCAGCUGGGAUGCAGAAAAGGACCGCACCACCAUCUUCGGCAAGAACGCCAUCGAGAUCCAGGCCAAAUCCACGUGGCAGCUUCUGGUCGACGAAGUCCUGCACCCCUUUUACAUGUUUCAGAUUGUCUCAAUCAUCCUGUGGUCGUUCGACAACUACUACUACUAUGCUUUUUGCAUUGCAGUCAUCUCGCUUGUCUCGAUCUUUACCACGCUCGUCGAGACGCGACAGACGGUCAACCGCAUGCGCGAGAUGAGUCGCUUCUCAUGCGACGUGCGCGUGCUGCGCGAGGGUAAUUGGCAGGUGCUCGAUUCCAACGACUUGGUGCCUGGUGAUGUCUACGAUGUGGCUGAGCCGGGUUUGCUCCUCUUCCCGGCGGACAGUGUCUUGCUCAGCGGCGAUGCCAUCGUCAACGAGAGCAUGCUCACAGGCGAGAGUGUUCCUGUCAGCAAGGUCCCGCUCACCACACCAAGCAUGGUCGGCCUCCAUACAGCAGGCACCGAAGUCACCGCCGACCUUGCCAAGCAUUUCCUCUUUUCAGGCACGCGCAUCAUUCGUAUUCGCGGAAGCGGCUCGACGGAUAAGAACGAGGUCGGUGCCAAGGCCAUGGUGGUGCGCACCGGGUUCAACACGACCAAAGGUGCUCUGGUGCGCAGCAUGCUGUUCCCCAAACCGAUGGGCUUCAAGUUCUAUCGAGACUCGUUCCGCUUCAUUGGCUUCCUCGCCAUGAUCGCCGGUAUCGGCUUUACGUUUGCCGCCGUCAAUUUUGUCAAGAUCGGCAUUGCCUGGCACAUCAUCGUCAUUCGUGCGCUCGAUCUGAUCACGGUGGUCGUGCCCCCCGCUUUGCCUGCCACGAUGUCUAUCGGUAUCUCGUUUGCCAUCAACCGUCUGCGCAAGGAGGGCAUCUUUUGUAUCUCGCCCAAUCGCGUCAUCAUCGGAGGAAAAGUGGAUGUGUUUUGCUUUGACAAGACGGGUACACUCACUGCCGAGGGUCUGGACGUGCUCGGCACGCGCACGAUCGAUCUCAAGGCGGGCCGGUUUAGCGAGCUGCACGAGACCGUCGACGAAAUGCCUGUUGGUGCGGGAAGCAAGAACGAUGCGGAUGCGCGCAAGAUGCCUCUUCUGUACGCGUUGGCCACCUGUCACUCGUUGAAGGUGGUCGACGGCGAGGUGAUCGGCGACCCGCUCGAUGUCAAGAUGUUCGAGUACACCGGCUGGACGCUCGACGAGGGCAAGGACCGAUCCGCCAAAGCGACGACAAAAACGGGAACCGCCAAGAACGGCAAGUCGAAGCUCACGGAGCGACCUCCCGCGCUGGUGCAGACCGUCGUGCGUCCUCCCGGUGGCCAAGCUUUCGAGGUGGAAGAUGCCAUCAAGUCUGGGCGCCACGCUCACUUUUUGGAGCUGGGCGUGCUGCGCACCUUCGAGUUUGUCUCUUCGCUCCGCCGCAUGUCGGUGAUCGUCAAGCGUCUCAAGUCGCAGUCGAUGGAGGUGUUUGUCAAGGGCGCGCCCGAGGUGAUGGCGGACAUCUGCGACAAGGAGACGUUCCCUGCGGACUACGACGAUCUGCUGUCGUAUUACACCAAACACGGCUACCGCGUCAUUGCAUGCGCGGGCAAGUCGAUGGCGGGCAUGAGCUGGAUCAAGGCGCAACGCAUGCGUCGAGAGCAGGCCGAGAGCGGAUUGCGGUUCCUGGGGCUGAUCAUCUUCGAGAACAAGCUCAAGGAAGGGAGUGCGCCCGCGAUCGAGGUGCUGAGGAACGCCAACAUCGUGACAAAGAUGGUGACGGGCGACAACCCACGUACUGCGAUCAGCGUGGCGAGGGAGUGCGGGAUGGUGGGGCAGUCGGCGCACGUGUUUAUGCCGACCUUUGUCGAGGGCGAUCAGCGGAGUCCGCGGGCGGUGGUGGACUGGUCGAGCGUCGACGACGACCGCAUCAAGCUGGAUGCGUACAACCUGCAGCCGCGCGAGGUGGAUCCACAUGUAUUGGACUUGGAGGAGUUUGACUUCCAGGACUACCAGCUGGCGUUGACGGGCGAUGUGUUUAGGUGGAUGAUCGACUUUGCACCGAUCGAGACGGUGAGGCGCAUGCUGAUCAAAGGGACCAUCUUUGCGCGCAUGUCGCCAGACGAGAAGCACGAGCUGGUCGAGAGGCUGCAGGCGCUCAACUACUGUGUCGGCUUCUGCGGCGAUGGUGCCAACGACUGCGGCGCGUUGAAGGCGGCGGAUAUCGGCAUCUCAUUGUCCGAGGCGGAGGCGUCGGUGGCUGCGCCGUUCACGUCGAACAGGGGCGACAUCUCGUGCGUGCUCGACACGAUUGCCGAGGGCAGGGCCGCGCUUGUGACGUCGUUCAACUGCUUCAGCUACAUCUGCUUGACGUCGCUGAUCCAGUUUAGCUCCGUGUUGCUCAUGUACUCGAUCGGCAGCUCGUUGUCGGAUGGACAGUUUAUGCUGGCCGAUUUCUCGGCGUUGCUGCUGAGUGUGUUUUCGGCCAGGACGGGUCCGCCGUAA
This is a messenger RNA of Sporisorium graminicola, 4407 nucleotides long. RefSeq lists its product as uncharacterized. The transcript has a single exon. Gene Ontology annotation, molecular function: P-type transmembrane transporter activity; ATP hydrolysis activity; ATP binding. Lineage: Eukaryota; Fungi; Basidiomycota; Ustilaginomycetes; Ustilaginales; Ustilaginaceae. The record is from RefSeq and is a predicted model, not a curated record. The coding region runs from base 1 to 4407 and encodes 1468 amino acids. Gene Ontology annotation, biological process: intracellular calcium ion homeostasis. Gene Ontology annotation, cellular component: membrane.